UGAUAGACCUGCGUAGUAUGAGGGACAGCAGCGAGCGAAAGGGCAGAACCACUGUAUUUGUCACUGCAAUCUCUGAGAUUAAACACCUUUCAAGGCUAUCAUGAUUUGAGCUGCCGUGUCUUCUACACUGGUGUCCCAUCAAAUCUAGGAGGACAUGCAGGGCGGCAGGAAGCUCCUGUGCGGCGCCAUGCGGCUCUUCCUGCGCGGCUCGCGGCUCUGUCUGAAGCAGGGCCACCGCCGCGCCCCCCGCCGUCUCCGCCACCUGCUCAGCUACAUCCGCCUGCUGCUCUCCUCCCUCUGCUACAACAGCCUCACCAACUCCGAGCUGGUCAUGGACUGCCUCUUCGAGCCCGUCUUCUGGCUGGUGGACCUGCUCACGCGCUGGUUUGGGGUGGUGUUUGUCUGCCUGGUGGUGGUGCUUACCAGCUCCAUCCUCAUGAUCGCUUACUUCGCCCUGCUGCCCCUGGUGCUGCGCACCUACUCGCCCAUCUGGAUCGCCUGGCACAUCUGCUACGGGCACUGGAACCUGGUCAUGAUCGUCUUCCACUACUACAAAGCUACCAAGACCCCACCUGGCUACCCUCCGCAGAGGAAAUUUGACGUUCCAUCAGUUUCCGUCUGUAAGAAAUGCAUCAUUCCCAAGCCUGCCAGAACUCAUCACUGUGGGAUCUGCAACACCUGCAUACUGAAAAUGGACCAUCACUGCCCCUGGCUGAAUAACUGCGUGGGACACUUCAAUCACCGCUACUUCUUCUCCUUCUGCCUGUCCAUGACCCUGGGCUGCGUGUACUGCAGCAUCAGCGGCCGAAACCUGUUCGUGGACGCGUACAACGCCGUCGAGCACUGGAAGAGCUUGGACGUGGAGAAGCAAGGCGUGCCUGUGACAGGGGUGGGCUUGCUCAUUGGCAUCCUGCCCCCUGGAUCCGUGACUGGGCAGAGCUACUACCAGACGUCACCUCCUCCAUAUACCUUCAGGGACAAAAUGUUCCACAAGAGUGUGAUUUACAUGUGGGUGCUGACGAGUACGGUGGCGCUAGCUCUGGGUGGCCUGACACUGUGGCACGCGGUGCUCAUCUCCCGGGGCGAGACCAGUAUCGAGAGACACAUCAACAGCAAAGAGACACAGCGCUUGCAGAAAAGGGGAAGGGUGUUCCGGAACCCCUUCAGUCACGGGCGGCUGAACAACUGGAAGGUGUUCUUUGGCGUGGAAAAGCGGAGUCAUUGGCUGACUCGAGUUCUCCUGCCCUCUAGCCACGCCCCCUAUGGGGACGGGCUCACCUGGGACUUCUCUCCACGCAGAAAAGACAUGAUGGCAAUCUAAACCCAGCCAAUGAAAGGCUACCGCUCGCCAGAGCGCCCCCUGCUGGCCCUCCAGAGUCACGCGCCCCCCCCAGGACUCGUGUGGACAUCAUGGUGCUGCUUAGGCCUGACCUGUCCUGGGGCAAACCUGACCGCACAGGAACCUCUGGAAGAACCGCCUCUUUCCUCCCAGGGUCCUGCUGUUCCAGCGCGUGUGACACGGACGUGUUCUCUGUACGUCGAACUGAAGCGUGUUCCUGCACUCCGUCGUGUUCCUAUUGGACGCGCUCGCUUACGGGCGCCCGGUUUCCUCACGGCUGCGCGUGACUGGAGGAGACCGGGAAGGGGUGUGACAUCACCGCGCGGCGCCGCUGCGUCCGGGCGGGCGGCUUGGCGGCCUGCCGUCGGGACGGGCCCGGUUCAAAUCGAGUGAAAACUCCGCCCAGCCGCUACGUCACCUACCGACCAGGAGCCCCGUUGCUGACCUCACGCGCCCACUGAUGAAACACUGGCCUCACCUGAGCACCUGGUUGCUUCCUGCCGUAAACUGAUUGGCCACAGGGAGGAGCUCAUUAUCAUUGGUGGGCUGGAUGUAUGUCACGGAAGGAGGGGAGAAUGCUGAUUGGUGCCUUGACUCGGGCCCCACCCACCCCCCGCCCCCGCUCUCAUCAGAAGCAAUAAAACGGUCAAGGAGAAUUCCAGCCGGCACUUCCUGACUGCUGUUGCCAUCACGACCACGUGGAGCCGUGCUCCACUGUGCAGAAGAAUGCGUUUCUACCCGUGCAUUUUACUUUGUUGUUGUUUGUUGUUCCUAAUGACACUGUCAUGUUUGCGCUAUUGUUUUUACACUGCACAGGCCGAGUAAAAUUCACAGAACCGUUCUGUUAAA
Molecule: messenger RNA, 2188 nt
Organism: Anguilla rostrata (American eel)
Lineage: Eukaryota; Metazoa; Chordata; Actinopteri; Anguilliformes; Anguillidae
Gene: zdhhc16a
Product: zinc finger DHHC-type palmitoyltransferase 16a
Exons: 11
Coding region: 155-1321 (388 amino acids)
Biological process (GO): protein palmitoylation
Cellular component (GO): Golgi apparatus
Molecular function (GO): palmitoyltransferase activity
Source: RefSeq, a predicted model, not a curated record